Molecule: messenger RNA, 3015 nt
Organism: Penicillium antarcticum
Lineage: Eukaryota; Fungi; Ascomycota; Eurotiomycetes; Eurotiales; Aspergillaceae
Product: Tetratricopeptide-like helical
Exons: 1
Coding region: 1-3015 (1004 amino acids)
Molecular function (GO): protein binding
Source: RefSeq, a predicted model, not a curated record
AUGCUUGAGGAUCAUUCGUUGGACUGCAUUCCGGAGAUUGAAGUCGGCGAUACCCAGAACAAGGACGACCUCCACCAAUACGUUUCUCAAAAAUUACAGAGGACUAGAUUGUUCCGGGGAAAUCCUGAAUUUCUCGAAGAAACCAUCAAGGCUAUCAGUCAAAAAGCCGAGGGCUUGUGGGAAUGGGCCAAUCUUGUCAUCAAAUCUGUCCUGCGCUGUCGUUCAAAAGAGCAGAUUCGAAAGGUGGUCAAGAAAAUGCCGCAAGGUAUCAGCGCCAUGCUUUGCGAAGAACUGCAGCGACUGAGUAAAGAUUUAUCAGAAGGGGAAGAACUAUCUAGUGACGAUGCAUCAGAAGGAGGGAGACCUACUGCACGGAUCCAGCAGUUGAACGUGUUGCUCACCUUUGUUGCUACAGCUCAAAAACCACUGACCGUGCGUCAACUUGAUAUUAUCCUCGAGCUUAUUCUAAAGGAGGAGCUUAUGAGUCUUGAAGACGAUAUUCGCACGCUUUACUCCACUUUGUUUUAUAUAAGAGACAACGACGAUCAGCACAACUUUGAUGAAAAUGGUGGUGUUGUUACUCUUCGGCAUAGCUCCUUUUACGAGUUUUUCAGGAUGUCUGAGGAGUCCGGACUCAUUCAUGUCGACGUCGAUCGUGCGGAGGUGGGCUUCGUAUACGUCUGUCUUUAUGCCCUCAGUGAGAGCCAAACACCUUUUUUAAAGCUAUCCACAAGCGGCCUCUGGGGAUAUGCCGAGAAAUUCCUGCCAUCACACCUUACCCGUGCGGAUCCCGAGAAGGCGGGAAAGCUACGAGGCGAUAUUUCGACCUUGCUUGCAAGUCUGUUCAGCAAUGGGCAAGAUAUACGAUGGUUCAUUCACGAGUUGCAUAUAAGGUGGUUUGGAUCGUACUCGUUCUACCCAACAUGCGAAGUAUCAGAGCUUGGUUCCCACUGGCUGGAUGCUCAAGAUCAGGAUACCGCAAAUCAGAGGGCCGAGGUUGUACUCCAUUGGCUUCUUCCAGGUCCAAAACAAAGUUUCAUGGAUUAUGCCCGAUCCUCAGCCAUGACAAGUGAUGCGUGUCCCUUCACCAUUCUCUUGUCAUUCAUGGUAGCGUGUUGGAGUAAAGGCUGGCUAGAGCCAGAGGAAGUUAAGGAGGAUGAUGGUUUGCCUGCCAUCGCCCCUGCCAUCUUGACAGUAUAUGAUUCAAUGGCAAAGGGAAUGAGGGGGCCUGAUAUCGUAGACAUGGCAUCAAAGGUAUCAGAUGUUAUGUGGGAUCACAGAAUGCCUGCUAAGGUCUUGAUUCCCGCCCAGUCACAAAAGCUUCAGCAGACACCGAUGUGGCAUGCACGUGUCGCUCAAGCACUACUCCUGCGACAUUGCUACGUGCAAGCACUUGAGCAUUUUCAGAUUUCGGUUAAUGAAAACCGAAAGACUCCGGCAUUCAGUACACAAUCCUUGUCUGUAAUACACAGAGAUAUGUCUCGUGCCUAUUUCGAGGUCGCGAUGCACAAAGAGGCAUUGGAGCAUCUUGAAUUAUCGGAGACUCUUCGCAGCAUCACUGGGAAUAAGGAUGAUCGCCACGUACAUCAUCCUAUAGAAGAUUUGCUCAACAAGGCGCAAAUGAAACACCAUGCGAAACUGACAGAUGAGGCAAUUGAAAACGCAGAGGAAGCCUGGAAUCUAUUACUGGGAGAGAAAGGCAUGGAUCGCGAUAUUCACUUGUUUCCCUUCUUCGAGAUCUUCAUGGAAUUGAACCAGGCGCACCGUCUGCGGUCCGUGUUGGACCUUGCUUUCAGUUAUUUUGAGGAGACAGCGGAUAGUAGAAGCAUACUUCUCGAUUUUGAGCGCUUCAUCCUCAACUCAUUCAUUUUUGGAACCCGCAUCAUGUACAGGGUCCUUCAUUAUGCCCUAGCCGAAGACGAUCAGGACUACCUUGAUCUUGCUGCCAGGGCCCUAAAGAAGGUCGAUACUGAUCUUGAGGGUUCUGCAAUAGUCAAAUACCUCUUCGCGACAGUGUUGUUUGAAAAGGGAAAGAGGGACGUAGGAGUACAAGGCUGGUAUGAAGUGGCCUCCCUCUCCUCGGUCUCUUCUAACAAAUGGGAGAAGUCUUCUCACAUGCGCUCAAUUGGGAACCUAGUCGCCUUGUGCUUGAAUAGUGCCGAAAUCCCUCACUGGGAAAGGUCGCCACUGAUUCUGGACCAGAACAGUCAGCUUUGCGACAUCUGUCUGGUUCUCUCGACCUGGCUCCGAGGUUGUGGGGACAUUAUAAGCGCUAGAGAUGCUCUUCGCUGGUGCGUGAAGGAGUGUAUCUCCUUGCUUUCAGAUGAUGAUCCUUCAAACGACAUCAAUGCCCUCGUGGGACUUUUCAAGGUAUUCCUGGUUGCUACUGAUAGUGAUGAAGACCUUGACGCAGUCUUAUACUUGAUCAAGCAAGACACGGAGCCACGAAUGCGAGUAUCUCGUAAUAUGGCAGGUGCUAAAAAAAGAAUAGACGAUGAUGUGCAGUUUGACGUCUUCAGCAAACUCCAAGAUGUACAAUUGACAGACGACGGAGAUCAAUGUCAAGAAGCCAGUGAUGAACAUAUAGACGAUCUUUUCUAUGCUGGCAUUGUUUGCGACCCCUUGACCGAGUGUUCGAGCUGCAAGCGGGAAGUUGGGUCCUUGCAUCACUGGUAUUUCUGCCGCCAUUGCGCGUUCUCGGCGCUUUGUCGGGGAUGCUACCACCAGCUCGACUCGGGCAAUCCAUGCAGGUUCUCACGAAUUUGCAAUGCCGAGCACCAAUUUUAUUACACAGGCCCGCUUCUUCGGCCUUCUGAGCGCGUGCCCAAAGGCAUGGUGCCCUUGAAUUCUUCUGGUGGCGAGCAACGGAGUAUUUGGGUAGAAGAAUGGAAAGACAGACUUGCAGAGAAAUGGGAAAUCGCAGAUUUUACGUUUGAGGGUGGGUUGUCAGCUUGGUGUAUGCGUAUUCUCCCGGAGCCGCAGAGGGCUCGCUGGGCUACAUUCUUUCAGACAUGA